This is a messenger RNA of Chinchilla lanigera (long-tailed chinchilla), 696 nucleotides long. RefSeq names its product RNA-binding protein Nova-2. Lineage: Eukaryota; Metazoa; Chordata; Mammalia; Rodentia; Chinchillidae. The record is from RefSeq and is a predicted model, not a curated record. Gene Ontology annotation, cellular component: nucleus; cytoplasm. Gene Ontology annotation, molecular function: mRNA binding. Gene Ontology annotation, biological process: regulation of alternative mRNA splicing, via spliceosome; mRNA splicing, via spliceosome.
GGCCCCGGACUCCCGCAAGAGGCCCCUCGAGACGCCCCCCGAGGUGGUCUGCACCAAGCGCAGCAACACGGGAGAGGAAGGCGAAUACUUCCUGAAGGUGCUCAUCCCCAGCUACGCCGCAGGCUCCAUCAUCGGCAAAGGAGGCCAGACCAUCGUGCAGCUGCAGAAGGAGACGGGAGCUACCAUCAAGCUGUCCAAGUCCAAAGACUUCUACCCUGGAACCACAGAGCGGGUAUGCCUAGUACAGGGCACAGCAGAGGCCUUGAAUGCUGUGCACAGCUUUAUUGCCGAGAAGGUCCGAGAAAUCCCUCAAGCGAUGACCAAGCCUGAGGUGGUCAACAUCCUUCAACCCCAAACCACGAUGAACCCCGACAGAGCCAAGCAGGCCAAGCUGAUCGUCCCCAACAGCACGGCGGGCCUGAUCAUCGGCAAAGGCGGAGCCACGGUGAAAGCCGUGAUGGAACAAUCGGGUGCCUGGGUGCAGCUGUCGCAGAAGCCCGAGGGCAUCAACCUACAGGAGCGCGUGGUGACGGUCAGCGGCGAGCCCGAGCAGGUGCACAAGGCCGUGAGCGCCAUCGUGCAGAAGGUACAGGAAGACCCCCAGAGCAGCAGCUGCCUCAACAUCAGCUACGCCAACGUGGCCGGGCCCGUGGCCAACUCUAACCCCACCGGCUCGCCCUACGCCAGCCCCGCGGA